AAAGUGCAGUGUUUCUCAGUCGAACAUGUCCCUGUAAAGGUAGUAUUCCAUAUACUUCUGCACCAAAUAAGCGAGACAAGUUAACAUUUUCAUUAGUUGGUGACAUAGAUAGUCUUGUUAACAUGUAUAUGGUUGUAGGUCCUCAUAUCCAACCUAGAGAAAAACAAAAGGUUAUUGAAUCUAUAGCUGAUGUGAUUCAAGCUUUAUCACCUGACAAAAUGUUGCAACCAUUAUUGGUCAUUACGAAUGAUAUCAUGCAAACAAUGAAAGAAGCUAAUCCUCCUCAAUAUAAAGAAGUUAUAGUAGCGCAACUAGAAUAUCUUACAU
Scutellospora calospora is the source of this 327-nucleotide messenger RNA. The record is from the annotation of a GenBank genome assembly. Lineage: Eukaryota; Fungi; Glomeromycota; Glomeromycetes; Diversisporales; Gigasporaceae.